Owenia fusiformis is the source of this 3201-nucleotide messenger RNA. The record is from the annotation of a GenBank genome assembly. NCBI's taxonomy places the organism in Eukaryota, Metazoa, Annelida, Polychaeta, Sabellida, Oweniidae.
AUGGAGCAGGUGAAAUGGAAAAUAUAUAUGGUCUCCAUGUUGUGUGUAUUUGCCUUAACUCAAGAUGUUGGAGCUGCCAAUGUAGAAGGAAAUUGUACGUCUACACGCGACUGCCCAACAAAUGCCCAGUGCAUUGCAAGAGGGUGUGACGGAAGUGUUUGUGUGUGUAAUAUUAGAUUUUUACCAUCGGCGAACAGUUCAGCCUGUGAAGAAGUUGCCGCGCUGGGUGAGUCUUGUAUUGGUAAGCAGUGCCUAUCAGCGAACUCCCAUUGCAGUUCAACUGACAACGUUUGCACUUGUGAUGAAGGAUAUGAACUGUCAUACGAUGAAGAGAAAUGUCGAAGGGAACCAUCUGCGGGUGGAAUAUCUUACCGUCUUCUUAAUGAACCUUGUGACGAUAGCUCGUUUGAAGUUUGUUCUGGACUUUUCCAAGAUUGUAUAUCAGGAACGUGUAAAUGCAAUGAGGGAUACAGAGAAGCUACAACUGCAGACAUUUAUUUAGAACCGUCCAAUAAAUUUGAGUGUCGCCGAGAUGUUGUUUUAGUGAAUAAUACUGAGAUAUCCUGUCCGACGCCACCGCCCCUGGUAAACAUAUAUGAGUCGUGUGAAACAAGAGCAAACUGCAUCCCAAAUGCUGAUUGUACACCUCGAGGCUGCGAUGGCAAAGUUUGUGUAUGUGAUGUUGGUUAUAUAUCAAAUGAUGAGAACAAUAAGUGCUUAGGCGUGUCGGAGAUUGGCAAGGGGUGCAAUGACACCAUCCUGUGCCCCGGGGUUAGCACGGUGUGUAUAGGAGGAAUAUGUGAAUGUCGAGAGGGAUAUGUAAAGGUGGAUGAAAGGAGAUGCAAAGAGGAUGUUUCUAACAAAUAUACGUGGUCAUUGCUAGGUGAAGACUGUAAAGAAACAGGCGAAAACCAAAAGAUAUGCCAAGAUUUCGUGGAGCAAGUGUGCAAUGCAACAACUGGGAAGUGCGAGUGCAAAGACGGAUAUAGAGAGUCAACGGAAAAAGAAAAGGCACUCUCCCCGUUUGUUGAUAUUGACUGUGUUGACAUCGCUUAUAGUGCUAGUAUACCUAACGAGAACAACACAGAUUGCCCCAAACCGGAAGUGUCGUCAAGUAUAGUGCCAACUUCAAUAUUAGAGAUUGAGUCAACAUUGCAAAUAUCUGUCGAGACAACAUCCAUUCUACCUACAUCGUUUGAGUCGAUGUCAAUUCAAACAACUUCUUUUGAAUCUUUGUCAAUUCAACCAACUUCAAUUGAAUCAAUCCUAGUUCAAUCAACAUCCAUUGAAUCCAUGUCAGUUCAACCUACGUCAGCUGAAUCUAUGUCAAUCCAAACAACUCCAAUUGAAUCCAUGUCAAUUCAACCAACAUCUAUUACAUCUAUGCCAGUUCGACCAACAUCUAUGGAGUCUUUGUCAGUUCAACCAACAUCUCUUGAAUCUACGUCAGUUCAACCAACAUCUCUUGAAUCUUUGUCAGUUCAACCAACAUCUCUUGAAUCUACGUCAGUUCAACCAACAUCUAUGGAAUCUUUGUCAGUUCAACCAACAUCUCUUGAAUCUACGUCAGUUCAACCAACAUCUAUGGAAUCUUUGGCAGUUCAACCAACAUCUCUUGAAUCUACGUCAGUUCAACCAACAUCUCUUGAAUCUUUGUCAGUUCAACCAACAUCCCUUGAAUCUAGGUCAGUUCAACCAACAUCUUUGGAAUCUUUGUCAGUUCAACCAACAUUUAUUGAAUCUUUGUCAAUUAAUCCAACGUCUGUUGAACCUGUGUCAGUUGAACCAACAUCUGUUGAAUCUUUGUCAGUUGAACCAACAUCUAUUGAAUCUUUGUCAGUUGAACCAACAUCUGUGGAAUCUUUUUCAAUUCAACCAACAUCUGUUGAAUCUAUAUCAGUUAAACCAACAUCUGUUGAAUCGAUGUCAGUUCAACCAACAUAUAUUGAAUCUUUUUCAAUUCAACCAACAUCUCUUGAAUCUACGUCAGUUCAACCAACAUCUAUUGAAUCGAUGUCAGUUCAACCAACUUCCAUUGAAUCGAUGUCAGUUCAACCAACUUCCAUUGAAUCGAUGUCAGUUCAACCAACAUAUAUUGAAUCUUUGUCAGUUAAACCAACAUCUUCGUUAGUUCAACCAACAUCUGUUGAAUCGAUGUCAGUUCAACCAACUUCCAUUGAAUCUUCGUCAGUUCAACCAACUUCCAUUGAACCGGUCUCAGUUCAACCAACAUCUAUUGAAUCGUUGUCAAUUCAACCAACAUCUAUGGAAUCUAUGUCAGUUCAACCAUCAUCUAUUGAAUCUACGUCGAUGCAACCAACGUCUGUUGAAUCUACGCCAACCACAAUAGCUACAAGUGAACCAACCACAACAGUUACAAGUGAACCAAACACAUCGUUUACAAGUGGACCAACCACAUCGGUUACAAGUGAACCAACCACAUCAGUUACAAGUGGACCAACCACAUCAGUUACAAGUGAACCAACCACAACAGUUACAAGUGAACCAAACACAUCGUUUACAAGUGGACCAACCACAUCGGUUACAAGUGAACCAACCACAUCAGUUACAAGUGGACCAACCACAUCAGUUACAAGUGAACCAACCACAACAAUUACAAGUAAACCAACCACAACAGUUACAAGUGAAUCAACCACAACAAUUACAAGUGAACCAACCACAACAGUUACAAGUGAACCAAACACAUCGGUUCCAAGUGGACCAACCACAUCGGUUACAAGUGAACCAACCACAUCAGUUACAAGUGGACCAACCACAUCAGUUACAAGUGAACCAACCACAACUAUUGGAGAUGGGGGAUCAAACAAUACGACAGGUGCAUCUUUGCUGCCAGUGGUUCUUCCAGCAGUGUUGGGGGUGACAUCUAUAGUACUAGUCCUUGUUGCAAUUUACAUGAUCAUCAAAAUGAGACAAAUGAGAAAACGAAAAAAGAAUUUGGACAGAGAUGCAGACAAAAAUGAAGAUACUAAUGAUGCAAAUGACUUUCCUCGGUUUGAUGAACCCAUUGCUAUGGUGAACACUGGGGCCAGACAACCAUAUUAUGAUGUAUAUGCUAUGAACACUGGAGCCAGACAACCACAGGAUGUAUAUGCUAUAUACUAGAAUGAUAUAAUCAUAUCAGGCUUAUUGUGUUCUAAGGAAAUACGCAGUUGUGACACCCACUUAAAGUGCUACCUCACU